CUUAAAUAAUUGGACUUCGAAGAAUACUCUGAAAUUUAAGAUCAAAAGGAUCUGGACUACUCUGAAAUUUAAGACAAAAUCCCACCCAAAUCUUUUUUCUUUUUUCUAAUCCCACCUAUAUAAAUGGGAUUUAGUCCAAAUCUCUCCUAACUCCAAUAUAUUUUCAAAUCCAUUCAAACUUUUAAAAUCCACAGUUCAAUACACCCCCCCUUAGUGUGAUCGAAUUUAGGUGGUUUAAGAGGCAACUCUUCCUGGGUCUCUGGAGAGAGUUUGUACUCAUCGGAUAUAAUUACAACAAAGUAGAAGAUCGGAUAGCGUAGGAUUAAUCUAUGUGUUCCUGGAUGAUACUAGAUCAAUUUGUUUGUAAAUGUGGUUGAAUCCCUCCUCAUGGUUGCAAAUCAUGUAAUACUCUUGAUGACAAGUCGAAGUUGAGAAAAAAAAAAAAGUAAUAUUGGUGACUGCGACAAAAAAAAACUCCCGCUGCUUCGUACCCUUUUUCAAAACCCUAAAGGGACUCAAAACAUGAUAUUAUAAUUUUCCCACCUCUUCUCUAAAGUCUAAACCCAAUCUUCCCGCCUCCCCCAUCACACCCGCUCCUUCCUUCCUCUACUACAAUAGUAACCCUAAUCUUCAAUCAAGGCCCUCACAAACAAAUCUCAAGAUCCAUGAAGGGACUCUCAACAUCGCCGGUGAGAAGAAACGACGGCUUCCACCGCUACUUGAAGCCAGGGGCUCUCGCUCAGAUCCGUAACACUAGACUCAACGCCAGAUCCAACUCUCCCUUAACUCUUUCCCUCUCGAGCAGAGUCGACCCGCCAGACGCGACGCCGACGAUGGACCAGAUGCCUGAUCUCUUGACCAAGAUAUACGGUCCGUUUCGCAUCGGUAGAAAGAAACUUGGUCCCGCUAGAUCUGUGUUGAGGACGAUGAUGCAUUUAAACCCUUCUCCGAACUCCACGCUUGAAUCCGCUAGUAAUGGUAAUAGCAACGUAUUAAGUAUCGUCGAUGUUUUAGUUGCUCAUUAAAUGUAACUCUAUUACAGUAUUGUUUUUGUAUCAAUAAUUGCUUUUGUAACUUGUGGAAAAAGAUCUUCAAUUCUCAUCAACACUUUGUUAAUUGAAUGUGUUGAUUCAUUAUAUGAUUCCCCAAUUUGGCUUUUGAUCA
This is a messenger RNA of Brassica napus (rape), 1164 nucleotides long. RefSeq lists its product as uncharacterized. The coding region runs from base 666 to 1025 and encodes 119 amino acids. Lineage: Eukaryota; Viridiplantae; Streptophyta; Magnoliopsida; Brassicales; Brassicaceae. The transcript has a single exon. The record is from RefSeq and is a predicted model, not a curated record.